Cynara cardunculus var. scolymus (artichoke) is the source of this 1799-nucleotide messenger RNA. RefSeq names its product cytochrome P450 98A2-like. The transcript is spliced from 3 exons. Gene Ontology annotation, molecular function: monooxygenase activity; heme binding; iron ion binding. Bases 73 to 1608 code for a protein of 511 amino acids. The record is from RefSeq and is a predicted model, not a curated record. NCBI's taxonomy places the organism in Eukaryota, Viridiplantae, Streptophyta, Magnoliopsida, Asterales, Asteraceae.
CCAGCCUUCGUUACAAAUACACACCCCUUCUCUCACAUACACGCACAACCCGGAUCCCAUUAAACCUCCACCAUGGCCGUGCUGCUUCUUCUGGCCGCCGCUAUCGUCUUCAUCCCCACUCUCUAUUACCUUCUCCAAACCCUCUUCCAACGCCUCCGCUUCAACCUCCCUCAAGGCCCACGCCCACUCCCCAUCGUUGGAAAUCUCUACGAUGUGAAACCAGUCAAAUUCAGGUGUUACGCGGAAUGGGCGAGAACUUACGGCCCGAUCUUCUCCGUUUACUUAGAUUCGAAGCUGAAUGUGAUCGUCAACAGUUCGGAGUUGGCCAAAGAGGUGUUGAAGGAGAAUGAUCAGCAGUUGGCAGACAGGCAUAGAAAUCGGGCGACGAUGUCGUUUAGUAGAGGUGGUAAGGACUUGAUCUGGGCUGAUUAUGGACCUCACUAUGUGAAGGUGAGGAAAGUGUGUAAUCUGGAGCUGUUUUCACUGAAGAGACUUGAAGCUUUAAGACCUAUCAGAGAAGAUGAAGUUACUGCCAUGGUUGAAUCAAUUUUCAAACAUUCUUCUGAUCCUGAUAACCGGGAUAAAAGCAUAGCGAUGAGGGGUUAUUUGGGAUCGGUUGCGUUCAACAACAUUACGAGAUUAACAUUUGGGAAGCGAUUUGUGAACUCAGAAGGUGGAAUGGACGAGCAAGGGCAGGAAUUCAAAGGUAUUGUUUCUAACGGAAUUAAGAUUGGUGGGAAGGUUUUCAUGGCCGAGAAUCUCCCGUGGCUUCGCUGGUUCUUUGCCAGUGAAAAUGAGAUUCUUGCCAAGCAUGAACAACGCCGUGACCGGCUCACGAAAGCCAUCAUGGCGGAACACGAUCUUGCACGCUCGAAAACCGGUGGGACCCAGGAGCAUUUCAUCGAUGCAUUGCACACGCUUCAGCAGAAGUAUGAUCUCAGUGACGACACGAUUAUCGGGCUUCUUUGGGACAUGAUCACUGCGGGAAUGGACACAACUUCUAUAUCAGUGGAAUGGGCGAUGGCUGAGUUGGUUAAGAACCCACGAGUUCAACACAAGGCUCAAGAAGAGCUCGAUCGAGUAAUUGGCACUGAUCGGAUCAUGUCCGAAACGGAUUUCUCGAAACUACCGUACCUCCAAUCAAUAGCCAAAGAAGCCUUACGGUUGCACCCACCGACCCCAUUGAUGCUCCCCCACAAAGCAAAUUCAAAUGUGAAGCUCGGAGGGUACGAUGUCCCGAAAGGUGCGAUCGUGCACGUAAACGUGUGGGCCAUCGCCCGUGACCCCACCAUCUGGAAGGACCCUGAGGAGUUCCGGCCGGAGCGGUUCUUCGAGGAAGAUGUGGACGUUAAGGGCCACGAUUACCGGCUUCUACCGUUUGGGGCCGGAAGGAGGGUGUGCCCGGGUGCACAGCUGGCGAUCAACCUAGUCACAUCGAUGUUGGGCCACCUUCUCCACCAUUUCGAGUGGACUCCACCAGCCGGGGUGAAGCCGGAAGAGGUGGACUUGACCGAGAACCCAGGGAUGGUGACUUAUAUGCGGACCCCGCUUCAAGCAGUUCCGACACCGCGAUUGCCAAACAAUUUGUACAAGCGGGUGCCCGUUUAGUUUUGGUCUAUGUUGUUUUGUUUGUAGUACGAACUAUGUGACGUUUGUGUUGUAACCAGUUAAUGUUAUUGAGCUUGGAUUUGGCUUGCUUUUGAUUGAUUUACUUCACGGGCAAGUUCUCUGGUUCAAAACAUCAUAUAGUUCAGUUGUAUCGGGAAAAAAUUGGUUUAAUUGGAAAAUGUGAUUUGAUG